GCCAUGUUACUUAAUUAAUAGUAUAUUGAUAUAGUAUGCAUUGAUAGGCCAUGUAUUGGAUACUCUGUGUUGCUACAUGUAAUUAAAGUUAGUUAAUACUAUUGUUCUGUUCUGUACUAUUCUUUCUAAUAGCUUGAAGCAGUUUUCAUUGCUGACAGUGAUUUAAUUAAUGUAUGGUUCAAUUAUGACCGUCACAAUGUUACCGCUUGUAGAUCAGUAUCUGGAAGUUAAUUAAAGAUUGCAAUCAUUAGUUGACCAUUUCAUUGUCAUAAAAUAUUUAUUUUUGUACACGUACUGAUUAAUAUACGAUAUCUAAUUUGUUAACAUUUUAAACAAACAAUUCUGGAAACAAAACAAAUUAAGGGGAACACUUAUUGCGUGGAAACUUUUAGAUUAUAAUAAUUUCAUAGAUGUGGAGAACUGUAACCAGACAUUUAAGGAUUUAAACAACGCUGAUGAUGAGAGUUCCCUGCAAGGUGCUAAAAGUAAAGAAACCUUGGAUACUACUGACUGCCAUUGGGACAAUAUUAUUUUGUUUAAAUUUUGUAGAUGUGACUAUUUCCAACCAAUCAAAGCUGUUUCAAAAUAAAAUACAAUUAUUACAUCAGUUGCAACCUGAGAUUAAAGUACCCAAUCCAAUUUUUGAAAAGGAUACACAUAUCGAACAUGAAAAGGGAAAUGUUAUCGACUCUGUUAGACAACCAACACAAGUUCUUCAAAAAGAAAUCCAACAUAUUGCUUUCCUUAAAGUGCAUAAAGCUGCAAGUUCAACUGCUCAGAAUAUAUUUCUCAGAUACGGAUGGAAUAAACAACUUACAUUUGUCCUAUCUCCGGCCAAGAAUCCAUUUGGCUAUCCUAAUAUUAUAAGUUUGAGAGAGUCGCUGACAAAUUCGAACAUUUUACCACCACCGCCUAAUAAACAUUAUGACAUUUUGUGCAAUCAUGUAUUCUACACAAAAGAAGCGUUCUCUAAAUUUAUGCCAAGUGAUACUGCGUAUAUAGGAAUAAUCAGGGAACCUUUUGAAUUAUAUAAGUCAAUCUUAAACUAUUUUAGACCAAGAUAUAUUUUCAAGAAAAUCGAAGGUCCAAAUCCUGCAUCUACAUUUUUAAGAGAUCCUAAGAAAUUUGAGCCAAAAGGACGUGUGUCCAGCUCCUGGACUAACAAUCGUAUGGCCGUUGAAUUUGGCUUUCCGGAGUCGGUUUUCACAGUAUAUAAUGAAACUAUAGUGAACAACUACUUGGCGAAGCUGGAUACAGAAUUUACGCUUGUGAUGAUUGCUGAGUACAUGGAAGAUUCUGUAGUUUUAAUGAGAAGACUAUUAGGGUGGCAAACAAAAGAUAUUCUAUUUUUAAACUUAAAUAUUGCGCAUAAAAAGAACGAAUCUAUGCUUUCACAAACCUUUGAUCGCGAUUUCUAUCGCAGGUAUGCAAAAGUAGAUUAUGCGUUGUACAAUUUCUUCUAUAUUCGUUUACGGAAACAGAUUCGGGAGCAAGGUGUAGAUUUUGAUGAAGAGCUACUGGCGUUUAAGGAUCUAAGGAAGAGAACACAAGAAUAUUGUUCUCAGACUAAAGUUGUCCGCCCUUUGUUUGUGGCGGAAAGUAGGUGGGGUAAAAGUUUUACUAUCGGUAAAUCUGACUGUAAUGAUAUGCGGAGAGGCGAGAUAAAUUUUGUGACUAUGAUACGAAUGAGACAGUAUGGAAGUAAAGACAUCUAAGUGUUACAAACAAACUUUUCAUGCUUUAUAGAUCAUUGGUUAUAAUAUUUUUAUACUUUUGCUGAUGUGCUCUUCAAUUAUGAUAUCGUUUUAUGUCAUUUUCAUCUAUUAAAAGAUGAAUUAUUUGUAAAAUUUCAUAAAAUAUUAAACAAAAUAAAAACA
Molecule: messenger RNA, 1877 nt
Organism: Ruditapes philippinarum (Manila clam)
Lineage: Eukaryota; Metazoa; Mollusca; Bivalvia; Venerida; Veneridae
Product: galactose-3-O-sulfotransferase 2-like
Exons: 3
Coding region: 456-1715 (419 amino acids)
Biological process (GO): glycolipid biosynthetic process
Cellular component (GO): membrane
Molecular function (GO): galactosylceramide sulfotransferase activity
Source: RefSeq, a predicted model, not a curated record